Messenger RNA from Ectocarpus sp. CCAP 1310/34, 2413 nucleotides. NCBI's taxonomy places the organism in Eukaryota, Phaeophyceae, Ectocarpales, Ectocarpaceae. The record is from the annotation of a GenBank genome assembly.
GCAGCAGCAGCAGCGCACUCAUGAUUUCCCACGCCGAACAACGGCAACCCCGGAAGCAUUUGACUGCGCGGCUCGCGCUCAAGCUUCUCGAGGACACCCCUGAGAACCUGCACAGCAACACCGGCGGCUCGCCAGUAUCACCGGUCCACAGAAAAACUGUUUCCCUCCAACGCGCCUUGCGUAACUCCGGCGAUAUUAUCGCCCCAACAACAGCAAAAGGGAAAGGAGCAUCUUUCACGCUCGACCUCUCACAUACGACAGCAUCCUCAUCAUCCACGACGACCACCAACUCCACCUUAGCGACGAUAGUUGACUCCCGCCCUGCUAGUUUCGGCAGCUCGGAUGAGUCCUCCGUCGCGUCAUGGGAAGGGGAAGAUGAUGGCUUCGUGUUCGAGGACCGACAUCGGUCGGGGGCGGGCGCAUCAACUGUAGACUUUAUCGACGACACCCUGCUGCUGCAACUCGAACAACGCUCCUCAGCUAUCCGACGGCAACAGCAGUCCUGCAAUGAGGGGAGCGAUACAAACCCGCUGGAAGAGUUCGACCAUCCGGCUCUCCAAGGCGCUAUUGCAGCGUUGCACGGCUACGCUGCUAGCGAUGGGGAUACCGUGUUCCUCGAGAAGGCUUAUGAGCUUGCCAGGGCCGUGGCGGGGUCCAAGCACACCCUUGGCGUGUCCUUCGACGCCUGUCGGGUGGUUUUGGCAGUAGGGUACGUGCACAUCCUCAUCAAGGGCGCGCCCGACCUGGCCGACAAAUUUGCCCACCAGCACAGCCUGCCCAAGCUGGCACAAUCUCUCAAGCCCUACUGGUCACGCUCUCCAUCCCCCACUCCCGACGAAGAGGCCGAGUGGGAGGAGUGUGUGUCCUCACUCCUCGAGGUUACCUCAAGCAUUGCCCUGAUGACGGAUGAGAGGGAUAUCUGGACCGUUCUCGACAGAGAUCCUUUCGGCGAGGUUGCAGAGGCAAUGGGUCUGUACCUUGUCCGGAGACCGAACGCCCUUCAGCAAUACCAGGACGUCGGGAGCGCAUGCUUGCGUCACAAUUUCCUCUACACCGAAUCGUGCAACCGAAGCUUGACGGACUCGGAGUGAUUUCCCGCGCUCAACACCGGCGCGCAAGAGGACGAUCAAGCUCCCAACAAAAUGACUAGGACCGCCCCCGUCAUUGUCAAGCUGUCAACAAGCAAGAGAGUGGGGGCGUGGCCUCGCAUUGUGGACACGAUCGAGAUUGAGAGUUCUGACACCGGGUGUUGACCCGCUUCCCAUGCAUCCAGUUCUGUGUUGCGGUGCACGGGCCUGUUGUCAUGAAGUGUGGCGUGGCUUGUGUUUCAGCGUGAAAUUGCGUGCGAUCUGGUCUCAAUUUCGGCAUGGUUUGUGCAAUACGCGUGAGGCCGCGCACGAUCCUUUCUCAAUUUUGGUUUUCGUUUGUGUGUACAGUUUUGUUCCGAGACGUGCUCUGUCCGGGCGUUUUCGCAUGUGUCUUUCUCAAGAAAAAUGGAACGAGGAGGAAAAAGACGAGGGGAGAACCCCCACCCCCCUCCCUCCCUCAGCCGAAUCCUGGUGUAUAUUCCUCUUGUAUAUGAGGUGCCAUUGAUGCUGUUGCACUGUUUCUGCGAUAGAGAGAGAAGAUGACGCAGCGCAAUUAGGUUUUAGGUGGUGCCAGGUGAGCUUUUUACCUGUCCACGACUUUUCAUGCUGAACCCUCCUACUGUUCGUAUUUCUGUGUGGUAGGCGGGUGUAUCGAGUUGAAAGUUGUUGCUGGGAAGCGUUUGCCCUAGCUUGCCAGGUAUAUAAGUCAGUCUAUGUGGCUGUUUGAUACAACUGCUGUAUGGCUUCAACUGUACUGAAGCGGAGGUGGCAACAGGGUUUUUGAGAACCCUUGAAUUUACCCGCCGUCGUUGUGCGUACUUCGAAGCGCUUUACGGGGAGAUUGUAUUAGAUUCUUAGGUCUUCACACAUGCAUCAAGUGAUCGUGUUUUUUUCUCUGGAGGUGUCGUGAUGUGGUUAUUUGAUGUUGUUCUUGUUUAUUAUGCUGGUGCUCCUGCUGCUGCUGUAGACUUUUGUCGUGUUCCUAUGCGUUGUGGGCUGGCUGAUCUGUGACAUUUUUGGGAUCGUGACCAAUUAAGAGUGAACUUUGUAUCGCAACGAUCAGUUCAGAGGCCAACCUCUUGCCCUUGGCUUGUUCUCCACGCUCACGUGCUUUGCGUGGGCUUAACGUCACACUGGACCAAUGGAUUCAAGACUGAUGACGAACGGUUUGUUGCCUGUAUCAGGUGGCUCUGGCUCUGCCGAACUUGUUAAUAUCUUUCAUUUCGAACUUUCAUUUUGCGUAGUGUCGUGCGCCGUCAAUCAUCAUGUGCGUAGUGUGACGAAUGACAUAUAUACCCGCCUUUAAUAACUAGCAGCCGCCCUGG